This is a messenger RNA of Monascus purpureus, 792 nucleotides long. The record is from the annotation of a GenBank genome assembly. NCBI's taxonomy places the organism in Eukaryota, Fungi, Ascomycota, Eurotiomycetes, Eurotiales, Aspergillaceae.
AUGAUCAUGAUGCUCGUCGGCGCAGGCAUCCUCUGGACCUGCUGGAACGGUUUCAACGGCGGAGAUCCCUACGCCGCGAGUCCCGACGCCGGCGUCGCCGUGCUGAAUACCAACAUCUGCACUGCCAUGAGUUUGCUCGUCUGGACCAUCCUGGACUACAUUUUCUUCGGGAAACCGUCCGUCGUCGGGGCUGUGCAGGGCGAGAUUACGGGCUUGGUUGCUAUCACUCCCGCAGCGGGGUUCGUAGCCGGAUGGGGUGCUAUUGUCAUCGGAGCUUGCUCUGGAUCCAUCCCGUGGAUAUCGAUGAAUGUACUGGGGAGACACCCAUGGUUCAAGAAGGUGGAUGACGUUAUGGGCGUCGUUCACACGCACAUGGUCGCCGGCUACCUGGGCGGCUUUCUAACCGGCCUCUUCGCGACAAUCGAGGGCUGCGCGGCCUUUGCCCUGACGAACCCCGGCGGUGCCAUCGACGGCAACGGCCACCAGGUCUGGAUCCAGAUCGUCGGCGGGCUAUUCGUUAUCGGAUACAAUAUCUUCAUGACGUCGGUUAUUAUGUUGUUCAUCAAGUAUGUGCUGCGGAUCCCGCUGCGCAUGAGCGAGGAUGAUCUCCUUGUUGGCGAUGAUGCAGUGCAUGGCGAGGAGGCGUAUGCGCUGUUCUUUGAGGGGGAACGGAACCAUGUCACGCUUCAUGCUGUGGGUGUGGGGAGUCAUAGCCAUGUACCGGAUGAAGGGAAUGGAAGUGGCAGCGGCGAAGAGCAGACUGCAAAGGCCGGGUCGAGAAAGAGUGAUUAA